Anguilla rostrata (American eel) is the source of this 4106-nucleotide messenger RNA. RefSeq names its product gasdermin Eb (gene gsdmeb). The coding region runs from base 577 to 2049 and encodes 490 amino acids. Lineage: Eukaryota; Metazoa; Chordata; Actinopteri; Anguilliformes; Anguillidae. Gene Ontology annotation, cellular component: cytoplasm. Gene Ontology annotation, biological process: programmed cell death. The transcript is spliced from 10 exons. The record is from RefSeq and is a predicted model, not a curated record.
AGUCUGCAAACUAUUUGACGUUGGCAGCACAUCUAGAUGUUAUCCUAGCUUUAUAACCUCGCUAGCUAUGGAAGUUUAUUGUUAUAUAAUCUAAACGUGUUCGUGGUUAUAUGAACAACACAGCUGCUUAAGAUAGACUGAAAUCUAUUUCAAACUGCAAAAGCUUGCUCGCUAGCCUUCCAAAAUAGUUGGUGGUAGUUAGCAAGCACUAUUUCUACAGUGUUCUGUUAGCUAUUGUUAACUGCCUUGUAUUCUUUUCUUUGCGCUGUAUAAGCUAUCAUACCUAUUAUUAGUGUUACUACUAGCCAAUGACUAGCAGGCUACUUGUAGCUGUGCAUAGAAGUCAAUCAUAGUGACUCGCUAAUGAACUCUGUACUGCUGUAUGCAGCCUCUUUUCUGUUUGAUGCCUCAUCGCACCGCUCUCGUUUGCAGUAUUUUAAGACCAGCGACGACUUGACGUUUUAUUAUUUUCCAAACGUGCAUGGAUGGUUCCUACUGUAGUUUUUAUUGUUUGACUAAUGACAGGUGUUACCCCGCGCGUCAGAAUUUCUCUGACUGGCCCAGCAUCGGCCGAAGAUGUUUGCCAAGGCCACCAGUAACUUCGUCAAGGAGAUAGACCCCGAAGGGCGUCUGAUCCCGGUGUCCCGCCUGAACGACUCGGACAAGCUGGUCCCUCUGUCGCUGGUCAUCCGGCGCAAACGCUUCUGGUUCUGGCAGCGGCCCAAGUACCUGCCUUCUGACUUCACCCUGAGCGACGUGCUGCUCGGAGACAAGCCCAUCAACCCAGUUGUUGUGGAGACUGACUUCCUGAAGUAUGCGGGGACCUUCGGGGACUCCGUGUCGGGAAAGGUGGAUGCAGAGGUGGGACAGACGAACCUCAGCGUGGAGGGCAAAGGCUCGUUUAAACUGCAGUCCUCCUUCGGCAGCCUGAAGAAGCAGGAGGUGGACGUCCCGAAACUACUGCAGGACUCCAAGGAUAGAGUCCUGAGCCUGGAGCACUGCCUGGUGCAUCAGACCCUGGUGAAGCGCAACGAGGCCUUUGGGGUUCUGAAGGAGAAGAUCGUGACGACCCAGAAGUGCUCAGUCACCGAGGACGUUCAGGAGGAGGGCCAGUGUGCGGGCGUGCUCGGCCUCUUCAGCAACAGGGCCAUAAAGGUGUCGGUGAACGAGAACGGCAGCGCGCAGCAGGACAGCAGCGUUUCCCUGGAGAUUCCCGCUCAGACGGUCAUAGCGUACAGCAUCAUCGAGCUGGAGGUGAAACACGGCGGACAGUACGAGCUCUGCCUGGAGCCAGACACCUUUGGGGGGUUUGAAGUGGACAGCCACACCCGGGCCAAAGAUGCAGUAGACGGGCUGAUCACUAAGGGUGCGGAGUACCACCCAGGGAGACCUACAGAGACACCGGUCCUGAAGCAAGAACUGGAGAAGCUGCAGGCGCAUUUCCAGCAGCUAGCAGAUCUCCCAGCCCCGGCCCGUUCCACGCUGCUCCAGCUCCUGAUGUCCAUCAUGCUGGACAGAGCGGCACUCGCUGCCCUGGAGAGCGGGCUGGAUCAGUUGUGUUUGGGCGGGACACCUGACCUCAGCGAGCUGGAGGACUUGUCCUCCCUCAAGCAGACAGUCCAGGACCUUCUGGACCUGGUGUUGCAGUCCAAUCAGGCAGGUCAGAACCUGAGUGAUGGACAGUCUGGUGGGCCACUCCCCUCUUCCCCGGUCCUUACUGCUGUUCAUGUUCUGGUCAGUGCCAUGGCAGAGAUGACCGAUGCUGCUCUGUGUCACUUGGGAUCCUGCAGUCCUCAGUUCCUGCAUGACCUGCAGCAGCUGGUUCACUGCCUGGCUGAAGGGGGCGAGCUGAGCCUGCAGGACCCCGCCCUGUCUGAGCUGGUGGGGCAGGCGGAAGCAUAUCAGAGAGCAGAGCAGCUGUUCUCCUGCUCCAAGGUGAUCCUCCAGAGGGAGGCCGGCACACUGCGAGUGGAAACGGGGUCCCAAACAUCACUCCGCCCCCUCGUCAUGUGCAUCACCGUACGAGGCUUCGCUUCCCUGGGCACAUAGUGCGUUUGAGCGCGUAUGGACGGGGGCGGGCAAGUUCUGCUCUUUGUGUGUGUGUGUGUGUGUGUGUGUGUGCAGUAUGCUGCCCAGUUGUCCAAAGCUGUCCAGAUGUAAUCCUUUGGCCCUCACCUCCUCCAAUUUGAUGAUCUGAUACGUCUCCACCCCCUGAAGUCUCACCACUGGAGCCCCCUGCUGGACAUAUACUGACACUAACAGUCUUGUGAAGAUUAAUCUUCAUUAACGGUUUUACAUUUCUAAAAAUAACCAUUUAUAAGCUUUUUCUGAAAUUUUAUAAACUAGUUUCGCUCCAGGGUUGGAAAAACUCAUACUGAAAGCUGUUAUUACAACUCGACUGCAGUGUAUAUUGACAGUUAUAUAAAACCAUUUGAGGAGAUCAUGGCAUUCUCAGGAAAAUAAAUGUUUUUACACAUUUUGAUUUAGGAAAGAAAUGACUGCGAUUCAUGGUAAAAAGAUCUUGCAAUGACUGGUUCAGGGCAGGGAAAGACAUCCACCGCCAUUUCCAAUAAAAGACCCAAGACUUACAUUUAUAAUACCUUCAUUUGCAAAAUCACAUGGUACAGGUAGUGUUGAAUGAGUUAAAAACUAUUUUUAAACCAAUCAACAAUUUAAGCUUUACCAAGUGAUUUAACAAAUUGUAUUAUACAUGCAUUUACUAUAAAGGAACUUCUUGACUUUGGUCUUGUUUGGACAAUGUGAAGACACAACUUUCCUCCACCUUGAAUCUUCAAAUAUUGAAUUCACUCGUCGCAGAUUUCUGGACAAAAUAAAAACAUUUUACCACAUGUCCAAUAUGCAUUUGUGUGUGUCUCAACAAUAUUUUCGACAAUUGUCCAGUGACUUUAAAACCGGUUGUUCAUACAUGUAUGUAUAACCACAACGUGAAAUUCAUUCCUGGGUUUAUCAUCUGAUGUGUGUAAUGUAUUUUACUUUAUAGUUAUUUCCAAUUUUUCACUUGCUAUCCAGUCAGGCUUCUACCGGACCUACUCCAGCGUGUUAUUUUCCUACAUUACCCAGAACUACUUUCGCCACCCCCCUUUGUGAGAACAUUAGCUAAAAGGCUAAAAACAAAGGUGGAGAUUGUGGCCACGCUCCAAUCCUUGCAAAAAGCUAUGCUAAUGCAUUCUGGACUAUUGAGGCUGCUAAGCAUGGCAAAAAUGGAUAGAAAAAAAGAAGAAAAAAAUGAUAGAUUUCUCUCAGUAGGAGUACUGCAGAAAGUUGAUUAGUGGGGAUUGAAGGCAGAACCCAGCUUGUCCCUAAUGGGCUGAAUGACUAUCCAGUACUUAAGAGUUACCACUACAGGGAGUUGAAGGCACUUUCUUAUUAAACUCCAUUGUGCCUGCUGGGGAAAUAUCACUGUGUGACAUCAGGUCAUCUACAGAACUUGAGUUUAGCUAUGACACUGAAACACGACAUGCAAAUUCUAACAACAGCAAAAACGUUUAGCCUGGAGCACCCUGGUGUGCAUACGCAAAGUUUAAAAUAAAUCUUGUAUUUACAAUAGACUCAAAACACUGGGUGUUACACACACAAUUAUCUGGGAAUACAUUCAAUUUCCUUGAAGUAACCUCUAAUGCUUGCAAUUAAAUGAGCAUUUGAAAACAUUAAAGCACUAACAAAGUUUAAAAAGAAACCAAAUUCAGGCAAAGGGGAAAUGCACUCUGCUCUCCGAAACCUCCAGUAAAUUUAUUUCAGUAUUACUAACCACAUCUAAAAAUACAAGUCUGCAUUUUAAUGUGUAGCGUUAGCAUGUCCAUCAGUUGAAAACGGUUGGUGAUGACAUUUAAUGACAUGACUAAAAGGGAGGGGCUUCGUUUCCUCCCUGCCCUCCAUGAUUGGGGUAAAUGUGUGCCCCAGACACAGGAGACAACCCUACACACAGAACAGGAAAACCUGAAAGAUACACAUACAACCACAGAGCACAGAGCCUUGUGAAAGGAGCGGCAUUUCAUUAAAGACCACAGAUAUCAAUGAUUAAAGAAAACCCUUUCAUUCAGCUAUGCCACAGAGAACAAAUAAAUCAGAUCAGCUCAAAAACAAAC